Molecule: messenger RNA, 2919 nt
Organism: Sphaeramia orbicularis (orbiculate cardinalfish)
Lineage: Eukaryota; Metazoa; Chordata; Actinopteri; Kurtiformes; Apogonidae
Gene: pnisr
Product: PNN-interacting serine/arginine-rich protein
Exons: 12
Coding region: 133-2604 (823 amino acids)
Source: RefSeq, a predicted model, not a curated record
CGUCCGUGAAGGCAACGGGAUGUGUCGUCACUUCCGGUUGCAGGUCUCUCCAUUGCAGCCAUUUUGAUUCAGAACCGCAUCGCUGCAGAGAGAGACACUCUGGAAAAGGUGGUGAGUCGAUAGGAGAGAGAGAUGUGGGACCAGGGAGGACAACCCUGGCCGCAGUGGCCUCUGAGCCAACAGCAGUGGAUGCAGUCAUUUCAGCACCAACAGGAUCCAGGUCAAGUGGAUUGGGCAGCCCUAGCACAGGCAUGGAUCGCUCAGAAAGAGUCAACAGGAGCAGAGCAGCCCAACAUCCAGCCCAACGGCCAGGAUAUUCCAGGCAUCGAACCUGUCGGACAGGGCAACCAUGGGGCCUUCCAGGGUGACCCAGCGUUUGGCAGGAUGUGGCAGCCAGAAUGGGGAAUGCACGGUCAGCCCCCUCCUCCUCCGCCCCCGGACCAGGCCUGGAUCCCUCCAGGUUCAGGACCGAUGGAUGUGGUGAACCCCAGUGAGGACAGCAACAGUCAGGACAGCGCAGAGUUCAACUCAGAAGCCCACCAUGGGGUUUACCCCCAGAACAGCCAUGGGUAUGGGGCACAGCCCGACAGCUACGCCAUGGCCCCCUUGGCCAUGAACCAGUUUGAUUAUCAGCAUGGAGCUGCAUCCACAUACGGCCCCACACCCACAGGCUUCCACUCGCAAUACUGGCAGGGCCCACCACAGAACAGACGAGACAACAGACCCCCUGGGUUCAGAGACCGGCCCCGAUCCCCGAUCCAGCUGCCUGUGAAGCCUGUGGAGGCCCCUGCAACGUUAGAUGCUGUAAAAAGACGCACACUACCUGCAUGGAUCCGAGAAGGCCUUGAAAAAAUGGACAGAGAAAAGCAAAAGAAGCAGGAACGAGAACGAAUGGAGAAGGAGCGUGCAGAAAUGGCAAAAGAUGAUGGCAAAGAGCAUGAAGCAGAUGAGGACAGUAAUGGGCCGCGUGUGCCUCGCAAGAGUAAAUUUGACAGUGACGAUGAAGGGAAUGACGAUGAUGCUGAAGAUAAGACGUCCAUGAGGAAGGAGUUUACCGGUCGCAGUCCAUCACCUCCAGCUGAAGACAGCGAAUCUGAAAUGACAGAUGAGGAAAAGGAGUUCCAGUUGAUGCUCAUCACAAAAACGUUGCUGACAGAGAUCCUUCUAGAGGUCACUAAUGAGGAAAUCCUGCAUGUGGCUAAAGACGCUCACCGCAAAGCCACACGAGCUCCUGCAAAACAGCUGGCACAGUCAAGUGCACUGGCUUCUCUGACCGGUCUCAGCGGGCUUGGUGACUAUGGUUCAGAUGAAAGCGAGGAUGAUGAACGCAGCGUCCGAGGGUCUGAAUCUUCUGAUACUGAUGAGGAGGAGUUACGCCACCGUAUCCGGGAGAAGCAGGAUGCCUUCCGCCGCAAAGAGCGAGAGAUACAGCUGCUACAAGAAAAACAAGCACAAGAAAUUCUGCUUGCACGUGAGGACAUGGUGAAGGAGAGGUUGAACAGAGAAAGGGGGGAAUAUGAUGAGAUUCAAUUAGAGAACCCACACAAACAGGAAGUAAAAGACAGGGAGGCGGAGCCCUUAGCGGAGAGGCGUAGGUCCCGUAGUGAGAAGGAGGGCAGUGAGGGGAAGCAGUCAGGCAGAGCGAAGGAGCGUUCAGGACGCGGUGGCAGCGACUCCCCCACCAACGGCCACAGCAGCAGCUCACGCUCCUCCUCCAGCCACAGCAGCAGCCGCUCCUCCUCGUCCUCUUCUUCUUCUUCAGUGUCUUCUCGUAGUUCGUCUAGGUCUUCCUCCCCCCGAAGGAAGAGGAGACGUAGCCGCUCUUCUUCCCACAAGGCUCGGCGGCGUAGCCGCAGCCGGAGCUCUCACAGACAUCGCGGCGACCGUAGCGAGAAAGGCCGAGACAGGAGGAGGGGCAGCGCAGAGCGAUCAGGACACCACAAAAAUGACCGCAGCAAUUCGAGGGACAGAAGGAGCCGCAGGAGUAGAUCCAGGUCCAGAGACAGGGACCGAGGCAGAGCCAGGGGUAGAGACAGGGACAGUCGCAGUAGGGACAAGGACAGAGACAGGGACAAGGACCGGAAGAGAAGCAGGGAGCGCAGGGAUAACAAACACAAACAGAAAGCCUCCAGCAAAGAGCGAGACAGGAGGAGAGACAGGAGCCGGAGUCACGAGAAGGACAAGAAAAAGAAGGACAAAGACAGAGACAGGGAGUCCGACAAAAAGAAAGACAAGCCAAAGGCCAAAGAGAAAGACAGAGACAAGGACAAAGAGAAGGGCAGCUCUGUAGGUGCAGAGGAGAACGGCAAGUCCAAGAAAAGGAAGGAGAGUGACUCCUGCACAGACUCACAGAGCGACAGACACUCCAGGCAGGACAAGAAGGACAAAAAGGGCUCCGCCAAAGCUAGCAAGAGACGCUCUGACUCAGACUCCAGUAGAUCCCCGUCCCCUGAAGUUAGCAAGGAAAAGAAAUCUAAGAAAUCCAAACGUAGUCGCUCAAGGUCGACGGAAAAAUCUCACAAGUCUGGUAAGAAGGCAAGCCGCAAACACAAGUCUAAGUCACGAUCAAGGUCGGCGUCGCCCUCCCGUCGUAGCAGACGCUGAGGAGCACAGUUAACUUCCUGAUCCGUGCACUUUACCAUUUUUAAUUCCAUGAGUUGAGCAGGCUUGUCUCAUUAUAGAGGCAAUUGUGUAGGUGAACCCCCCUCAUACAUUUCUUUCAUCCUUUUGUAAAUAUGUUAUUUUUAAAAGAGUGACUGAAGAACAAGACAUUUUCAAUGGUAGGAGUUUUUAAUUGUGUCAUUAUGCAAAGAUUAAUAAGACCUGAUGGACACUAAAGCUCACAUUGUAUCACUUUAAACCGUAACAGGAUUUUCCAAAUAUUAUUGUAAAAUGUCCAAUAAAACUGUUCGUUCGUUG